CAAAAUAACCUUUGUCCCUCCGUGCUCGCCGUAGCUGUAGAUUUUCAACAUGGCGGCCUCCAUGCUGUUUCAGAUGAGGAGACAUUGCUCAUUGGUGCCAUGUCUCACUGUGGCUAAAAGGCAGUAUGCUUCCAAUCCUCCAUCUCUGUUCAGCAAGGUCUUCCUUCAGUUAAAUCAGCGCUUUCUUGAGGUGGAAUAUCUCAUAAGAUUGGGCAACUGGUUCAAAAAUCGGGACGUGAGACGUAAAAAUUUGUUCUAUGAUUACGCACAAAAGAAAUACGGUGUCAAUGUCGCAGCAGCGUACUCCAUUCUGAAACUGGGAGGAGCCUUCAGGUUUGCUGGACAGACUGAGUGGUUUUGCACCGAUUCAAAGGGGAAGUUUAGUUUUGAUUUUGUAAACACACCAGACUCCACUAUAGAGGAGAUUGACUUGAGCAGGACUCUGAUAAACCAGGCUGGACUGCACAACCUCAUGAGUCAGCGCAAGCUGCGUUCCCUCUCCGUGCAGGGCUGCCCAGAGGUCGAUGACUGGUUCCUUGCUCGCUUACAUGUUUUCAGCGAAACCCUUCAGGAGUUAAACUUAUCCCAUUGCCCUCGUAUCACUGUGGGAGGUUUAGCUGCACUGCAACACCUCAGGCAGCUGCAGCAGCUAGAUAUAUCCUCACUCCCGCAGGUGCAGAGUCCAGGCCUGGUGCACAUCCUCGUUGAGGAGAUGCUGCCUCACUGCAAGGUCAUCGGUGCUGAAUAUGAUCAGGGACUCCAGAUCCAAACAGACAAUCGGGAGCCCACAGAUGCAGACUCACUGAGACAUGCUCAGACAUAACAGGACUGGGGACACAGAUACAAAUGCCGCUCCUGUUGAUGCUUAGCCAUCUAAUGGCACCAAGCUUGACAAUACUUUUAUGUAAUUCAAAACAAACUAAAAAAGCUGAGGAGGAGCCUGAUACACCUGACCACGAGGGUGAAAAGAUGGAUCUCAACAUCAUAUAGCGACUGUUGGAAAAGGGUCAAAUGUGCAGACGAUGCUGGAAAAGAAAAGAAUGUGCAGGACCUGGAGGAUUUUUCUGAAGAACAGUGGGCAAUUUAACUGCUCAGGACAAACAAGGGACUCAUGAACAACUAUCACAAAACAUAAAAACCGUCAUUGAUCAUCCAAGUAACAUCACACAGUAUUAAAAAUCAAGCGUAUGUAAACUUUUGAACUGAUUCAUUUGUGUAAAUUCUGUUAUUAUUAUGUCUUGUGGACUUUAUGUAAAUAUUUAUGUGUAAUAGUUUUAGGGCAGUACUAAAUCAAUGUAAAAAAUGAUAUUUUUAUGAUACCUUUUUUUUUAUUUUAUUUUUUUUAUUUAUUUAUUUUUUAAAAAAGGCAUAUUUAAAUGUGUGACCUCGACUUUACAUGCACAUGUGUAAUGAAUGCAGAUUAAGUGGA
Messenger RNA from Ictalurus punctatus (channel catfish), 1429 nucleotides. RefSeq names its product distal membrane arm assembly component 2 (gene dmac2). Gene Ontology annotation, cellular component: SCF ubiquitin ligase complex. The record is from RefSeq and is a predicted model, not a curated record. NCBI's taxonomy places the organism in Eukaryota, Metazoa, Chordata, Actinopteri, Siluriformes, Ictaluridae. Gene Ontology annotation, biological process: SCF-dependent proteasomal ubiquitin-dependent protein catabolic process. The transcript is spliced from 8 exons. Bases 50 to 823 code for a protein of 257 amino acids.